AGUUCAGCGCGAAAAGAAGGCACAAGAUGAAAGUCCUCUGCAUUGUGAUUUGCCUGGCCAUUCCGAUGGUCUUGUGCCAUCCGCAGGUGAAGACGCACCAAGUGCCAGUCAAUCUCACCCUGAAUACCACCAUCUUCGCCACUCCAGCGAACAACAACACGCAUCUCUAUCCUUCGCUGAGGAAUCUCACGGACAUCACGGACUCCUGGAGGAAUGCCGCCAACAGAACGCAGAUGUUUCUCAACAAGACGCGCCAAGAAAUGAGCAGAGGAAUUUGCUACGAGGAAGUGCCCACCGUCACUCUCGUGGCCAACCCACGCGGCAAUAUUCCCGCCGGCAACGGCUCCAAUCCCUCGCUCAGCCGCAUCCAGAUCUGCUGCACCGGCUACGAGCGCAACCCGCACAACUUCCGCCUCUGCGACCCCAUCUGUCACCGGUCCUGCGAGAACGGCCUGUGCGUGGCGCCGGACACGUGCGCCUGCUACCCAGACUACGGCGUCGAUCUGGACGGCAAGUGCAUCCCGGUGUGUCCGAUCGGCUGCAGCAACGGCGAGUGCCAGCCGAACGGGCGCUGCAAGUGCAACAAGGGCUUCGUUCCUGAUCCCACGGACAAGUUCUGCAUCGAGGGCGUCCAGUGCGACUCCGCCUGCCUCAAUGGCUACUGCACGGGCUACAACAAGUGCACCUGCCACGCCGGAUACCUUCCGCACCCCACCAACGGCUACAUGUGCAUGCCCCACUGCCCCGCCGGCUGCCCCAAUGGCGUCUGCUCCGGACCGAACUUCUGCAUCUGCAACGCAGGCUUCAUCAAGGAUCGCAGCACGAAGGGCAGCCAAGCGUGCGUGCGCCGCCUCUGAACCGCCUAACAAAAUCGCACAAUUUGUCCUGUUUGUAUUCAUUUAUAUUUGUCUCUCUCAACUAUAAUACAUUUUACAACAAA
This is a messenger RNA of Phlebotomus argentipes, 940 nucleotides long. Its product is annotated as epidermal growth factor-like protein. The transcript is spliced from 2 exons. NCBI's taxonomy places the organism in Eukaryota, Metazoa, Arthropoda, Insecta, Diptera, Psychodidae. Bases 27 to 857 code for a protein of 276 amino acids. The record is from RefSeq and is a predicted model, not a curated record.